This is a messenger RNA of Phalaenopsis equestris, 1113 nucleotides long. Its product is annotated as aspartic proteinase CDR1-like. The coding region runs from base 1 to 1113 and encodes 370 amino acids. Gene Ontology annotation, biological process: proteolysis. NCBI's taxonomy places the organism in Eukaryota, Viridiplantae, Streptophyta, Magnoliopsida, Asparagales, Orchidaceae. The record is from RefSeq and is a predicted model, not a curated record. Gene Ontology annotation, molecular function: aspartic-type endopeptidase activity. Gene Ontology annotation, cellular component: extracellular region. The transcript has a single exon.
AUGGAUGAUGCCAACAACUUCUACUCAGAGAUCACCCCAAACACCUUUGAAUACUUGAUGAGCUUCUACCUUGGCACUCCAAACAAGAAGAUCCUUGCCAUUGCCGACACAGGCAGUGACCUCAUAUGGGUCCAAUGCGCCCCCUGUAAUGAAUGCUACCAACAAACUACCCCUCUUUUUGACCCACAAGCUUCUUCUACAUACAAAACAAUCGCUUGUAAUACCGACUCAUGCUCGACACUACCACAAAGUAGUUGUGGCGCAUCCUCUCAGUGCUAUUAUCAAUAUGGAUAUGGUGACAAGUCAAUCGUUGAAGGCUACCUCUCCACGGAGACAAUAGGCUUUGACUCUACCGGAGGUCGUCCAGUACAAAUCCCUACAACUCUCUUCGGGUGCACCCAUCAAAGCAAUGGCACAUUUGACAAGAAUGGUGCUGGCCUUGUUGGCCUCGGUGGAGGAAAGCUAUCACUCAUCCGCCAACUCGGCUCCACCAUUGGCAGCAAGUUUUCCUAUUGCCUGCCCUCAUCAACCCAAACAUCUACAACGAGUCGGCUCAACUUUGGCUCUAAUGCAGUCGUUUCUGGUUCCAACGCUGUUACAACACCCUUAAUCUCCGGUUCUCCAGACACAUUCUACUUCCUUAGUCUCGAGCAUAUUAGCGUGGCUGGAAAGACGGUCACAGUUGGGAAGCCAAUGCAGACAAAGGCGGCCACCCAAGGCAACAUCAUCAUCGACUCUGGCACGACUCUGACACUAAUUGAUGAUAACACACUGCAAUCCGUGGAGAGCAAUGUGAAGAGCAGUGUUAGCCUUCCUCAAGUCACAGAUCCAAAUGGUGUCUUCAACCUUUGCUUUGACGUCUCCGGAAAUGGUGCUUCUGCUAAAUUUCCAGAGAUCACCUUCCAAUUUUCUGGAGCAUCAGUGGUCUUGCAACAGGCCAAUGCAUUUGUGGAGGCUUCUCAAAAUAUCGUGUGCCUUGCAAUCGUCUCCAGUGGGAGCAUUGAGGAUUCUAUCAACAUAUUUGGCAAUAUUGCACAACAGAACUUCAAUAUUGGCUACGACCUCUCCAACAUGCAGCUCACCUUUGCACCGACCAACUGUGCUACACUCUAG